This is a messenger RNA of Blastomyces dermatitidis ER-3, 473 nucleotides long. RefSeq lists its product as uncharacterized. NCBI's taxonomy places the organism in Eukaryota, Fungi, Ascomycota, Eurotiomycetes, Onygenales, Ajellomycetaceae. The transcript is spliced from 2 exons. The record is from RefSeq and is a predicted model, not a curated record. Bases 34 to 456 code for a protein of 140 amino acids.
AGCUCUCAAUUAUCAUUGUACCCAAGCAGGUGGAUGUUUUCUAGGGAACUCACCAAUCUUUACCACCCCUUUCCCCGGCGCCAGAAGAACACUCUCAGCACCAAGCACACCAUGCGUGAGCUGGAGAUGAUUGUAAAUGUAGUCCAGGCCAUCAAGAAUCUCUUUGCAGAAUGCUGCCACCUCAUAAUAUCAAAGCAGUCCACAGAGUGUUGUGAAUACCUGGACAAGAGACACAUUCAAAACCUCAUAAUAGAGAAAGAUGGCGCCGUCGUGAUAGAGAGCCUCAUGCAGACUGACAAUAUUCUUGUGAGCGGCCAGCUUGAUCCUCAACAGCCACUCCUUGCUGUGAACUUUGAUCUCUUUCACAAGUCUCUUAUCAAAGAUGCUCUUCUUGGCAUGCACAAUGGUCCCAGCAGUCUCAUCUUUCCCAGUGUCAUUUUUUCACUUGAUACAUAGCUGAUAUCAAUCCUGAG